Molecule: messenger RNA, 2154 nt
Organism: Rhopalosiphum padi (bird cherry-oat aphid)
Lineage: Eukaryota; Metazoa; Arthropoda; Insecta; Hemiptera; Aphididae
Product: UDP-glucosyltransferase 2-like
Exons: 4
Coding region: 488-2035 (515 amino acids)
Molecular function (GO): UDP-glycosyltransferase activity
Source: RefSeq, a predicted model, not a curated record
UAAGUGUCUUUUCAUAAGUGGUCUAAGAUUUGUAUUGGUAAAAUAAAGAACUACGGCUUGUGUCUGUUAUAGUUUUAUGCAAUUCAUGUAAUCGGCCACAUUAUGUUACUUAAUUAAAACCUACGUAAAUUGUCAGUGUUUACGACAAUUUAUGGUUUAGUGCUCAAGUAAAUCUUAAACCUAUUAUCUAUCAUAGGUGAAUAAUAAUAAGUGAAAUAUUUAUUACAUAGAAAAUUUGUGGUAGUAUAUAUAAUUAAUAUGUAACACAAAAAUAGUACAAUAUAGUAAUAUAGUCAAAUGCGUUUAUUUUAAACCAUUUUUACAGAUUAUUUUCAUCACAACUUCCGGAAAAUUAAUUAAAACGGCGUGCUUUUAAUUAUGAUUUCUUAAAAAAUUAUAUUUUGGUUUUCCGGUCUGCCAUACACGGACACGAUAUCUAGUUGAAUAUUUUUAUAUUGUAUCGCAGAAAAAAGUAACGGGGGAAGCCAUGUCGAGAUUCGCUGUGGUGUUGAUUACGUUUUGCAUGUGCACCACAUUGCUUCAGUGGACGCCGGUCGGUGCCGCGAACAUACUGGCGGUGGAGACCGUUCCGGGUAAAAGCCACUGGAACGUUAUGCGAUCAGUGCUACGAGCUCUGACGGACAGCGGCCACACGGUGACCGCGUUCACUCCGUUCGUGGAUGGUGACCGCGACGGUUACACAGAGGUGGACAUGUCCAAGCAGACAGAAUUAAUCGUCGAAGUGGACGUGACAUUAUUGAUGAAAACAGUCAGCAGCACGCGACCACUGAUCACGAUCAUGGCGAACGCGACCCGGGCAGAUUGCAACACGAUUUACAAACACCGACAGAUGAAAGCCAUCCUAAACGGGGCGGUUACGAAGCAAUUCGACUUGGUUGUCACCGAACCGUUAUUGUCCGAGUGCGUGGCGUAUGUGGCCACCGUGCUAGGUGUGCCAAUGAUUUACGUGGUUCCGGCACCGAUCCCCACGUUCUUGGAACGUCAGAUAACUGGACACGUCCCUAACCCGGCUGUUACUGCGCACAUCCUGUCUGAUCGAGGAGUUUUAAAAACGUUCGCGGAGCGUUUCGCCAACGUAGUGCUGACCGUUUACUGUUCGACGCUGACGUGGUACAACGAGCGUCAGCUACAGUGGGCUGACCCACGACCGUAUGACGCCGUGGAUCUAGCAAGACCGUCGGUGAUUUUCACGAACACGCACUUCAUCACCGAACCGGCUCGUCCAAUCACUUCAGAUGUUGUCCAAAUUGGUGGCAUACAUCUGACCCCUCCCGAACCUAUACCAAAGGAUAUUUUAGAGUUCAUCGAAGACGCGCCUCAGGGAGUGAUUUACAUUACAUUUGGUUCUGUGGUUUCGAUGUCAUCGUUACCAGAAAACGUUCAAAGUGCAUUUCGAGAGGCGCUUGCUCAGGUUCCACAGAAGGUGUUGUGGAAAUAUGAAAGCGAAAUGAAAGACAAACCAAAAAAUGUAAUGAUACGGAAAUGGUUUCCACAACGUGAUAUUCUUUUGCAUCCCAAUGUGAAACUUUUUAUUAGUCAUGGAGGCAUAUCUGGAGUGUAUGAAGCUGUAGACGCAGGUGUUCCUGUACUUGGAUUUCCUGUUUUUUACGACCAACCAAGAAAUAUUGACAAUUUGGUCGACGCCGGUAUGGCGAUCUGUAUGGACAUGUCAUCUGUUACCAAAGACACAUUUUUAAACGCAGUUUUAGAGAUAAUCAACAACGAUAGGUAUCAGAAAAAUGCUAAAAUUGUUUCCGAACGUUUCAAAGACCGACCCAUGACACCAGCAGAAUCAGUAGUUUACUGGACAGAGUACGUUUUACGUCAUAACGGAGCACCACAUUUAAAAUCGCACGCUCUGAAUAUGACUUGGUAUCAAUAUUUUUUAGUUGAUGUAAUUAGUACAUUUUUGUUCCUCUCUUUUGUCGUUUUUUUUAUAAUUUAUUAUUGCUUAAAAAUUAUUUAUGAAUAUAUAUUUAUAUAUUUCCAUAUUGUAAAAGUAAAACGUGAGUAAAAUAAAAUUAUGUAUGAACUUAAAAAAAUAAAUAUUGUUCUUAUGAUGAAUAAUAUAAAGAGUAUGGCCAAAAAGAAUACCUAAUAUCUGACUUAAUUAUAAUUUGUUUCUAUAAUCGA